AUGACGAAAUAUAAAAUUUAUUCACCAUUGCAACUAGAGUCUAUGUCUAUCUAUGAAUCUAUCUAUAGAUACAUACAAACACCAACUCCUCUCCGCUUCAUAUAAAGCAGCUGCAGCUGCCUCGCUGCUCGCCAUCUCACUCGCUCCCACCACCGUCGUCUCUUGGCUGGCUAACCCAUCAGUCCAUCAGCACAAAAUAAUACCAUCCAUCCAUCCAUGGAUGAAGAAGUGUGGUGCGGCCUCGACCUGCAGCUGCAGGCGGGCGACAUCGUCGACGGCGGCCUCCACACUGCAACUGACCUCCAUAAUGGCCAUGACGACGACGACCCCUUCUGGCCAGCUCUAGCAGAGUGCGCUGCUACCUUCCUCGCCGGCGGCGACGACGACACCGCCGCCUGCUUCGACCUCACGGCGCCGGCCUCCGCCUCCGCCUCCGCCAGCAAGGCCAUGGACACGAGCGGCUUCUUCGCCGACAACGACCGCGGCGACCAGCAGCACCGUCUCACGACGACGACGCGCCAAGACGAGCUGCAGCAGCCAGUGUACUCGUCGUCGUCGCUCUCCUCCAAGCGCUCCCUCUCUAUCGACAGCGGGGGGUCCUCCUCCGCCACCUUCUUCACACUCGACGACGCCGUCUUGCCCGCCGCCGCCAUCUUCUCGCCGCCGCCGCCUGCGCAGCGCCUGCAGGACCCGUUCGUUGGGGACGACGACGAGGCCAUCAUGCUGGCCAUGAUGGCCGUCCUCUCCUCCGCGUCGCCCUCCUCCUCCGAGUCCUCGUCGCCGCCGCACAGAGCCGCCGCCGCCUCCGCCGUGCAGCCGCGCCUGCACCUACACGGCGGCGGGGACGACAGCGCCAGCCACGUCACCGUCAGGAGCAGCAGCCUCGCCGCCGCCGUGGUGCCGGAGAGGACCACCAGCGCCGCCGCACGGCAGCUGCAGCCGGACACCAACAGCAGCAGCCAGGUGUACCACAUGAUGUCCGAGAGGAAGAGGCGGGAGAAGCUCAACGACAGCUUCCACACGCUCAGGUCGCUCCUCCCACCCUGUUCCAAGAAGGACAAGACGACGGUGCUGAUGAACGCGGCGAGCUACCUGAAGACGCUGGAGGCGCAGGUGUCGGAGCUGGAGGAGAAGAACACGAAGCUGGAGAGGUACGUCCCCCGCGACGACGGCGGGGUUGGAACCACGGCGGCGCACCGGAGAGCCAAAGUUCAUAUCGCCAGGGCGGCGUCGGACCAGCAGCAGGUGAGCCUGACGGUGAUGGUGAUGGUGGAGUGCGACAUCGUGGACCUGGUGCUGCACGUCCUGGAGCGCCUCCGCUGGAUGGCCGGCGUCAGCGUGCUGUCCGUCGACGCCGACACCUACUCGCCGCAGGCGCUGCUCAAGGCGCUCGCCAGCAUCAAGCUGCACAUCAUGGACGCCGACUGCUGGAACGAGGCGCUGUUCCACGAGGCCAUGACCAAGGCCGUCCACGACGCGACCUCGUCGUCUUCCUCCUCACCUGCCUCCUGCGCCGCCGUGGCCCCCCUCGUGGCCGCAGCCUAGCUAGGCAGGAGUCGCCGUUCGUGGGCAGUCAUCGUCGUCGUCGACCAUUGAAGCGGUAAAACGUACCGGCGCCCGGUGACGGACCUGGAAGAGACGACGAGCCGGGAUCGCACGGGGGAUUAGAGGAGUUUUAGCUAGUAGUAAUAUUUUGUGGUUAGCAAGUAAGAAACCCGCUGUGUUGCUGUAAUGUGACCACAUAGAUGAGGUUGCAGAUUAUGGAACUCUGUGGUUUUAGGUUGUGUGAUACCGUGUGCCUAGCUAUAUAGUGUGGGCAGCAGCAUGCAUGUUGGCACUCUGUACCAAGUUGGUGGAGGAAUUUUGUACAUAGGAAAUCAAACAAGACAAAUACAAUUGAGCAAGGCCUAAAAGAGCUUUGUGGCAA
Molecule: messenger RNA, 1927 nt
Organism: Sorghum bicolor (sorghum)
Lineage: Eukaryota; Viridiplantae; Streptophyta; Magnoliopsida; Poales; Poaceae
Product: putative transcription factor bHLH041
Exons: 2
Coding region: 217-1545 (442 amino acids)
Molecular function (GO): protein dimerization activity
Source: RefSeq, a predicted model, not a curated record